UAUCCUCUAAAUGGGUCUUGUUUAAAAUAAAUAGCUAUUAAUCAAUAAAAAUGCUAAAAAAUUAAAUACAUCAUCUAGAAAAUAAAAAUUUAAUUGAAACAUUCGUGUCUCGGAAGGUUUUGUUUACAAGUUGUUCGCAAGUUGGCGUCGUCAAAAUGGCGGACGACGACACGAAGAAACCGAAGACGGUUUAUUUCCCCUCUAUUCCUCCAAAAGUUCCUGCUACUGCGCUCUCCUAUUCAAAGUCUGUACAAGAAGCACCUUACAGAGCUCUCGUUGGAGUUGUAGUUGAUGGAAAAGAGGUGGAAAGACAUCAUGAGAGUCCCAGAUACCGUGUGAGACGUCAAACCGGACUUACCAACCGAUGGCGUCUUCCAGAAUCUCUGUACAGCGACCUUUUAGGCAGUUCCCAGGCUCUGAAGGCUAUCAACAUGCCUUUCAAUCAAAGCUUGGUAGAGGUCAUCACACAUGAAGGCCCAAAGCAGUCCAUGCACAUUGAUAUGUCUGCUCCAUACUCUUUUCGCCAAAUUGAUGACAGGCCAGCCACGUUUCCUGCUUUUGCAACUCGAAGUCGGACAACACUGGAACCAGGUGCACUUGCCAAUCCUUUGACUGUGCGGAUUAAAUCCAUCCCUAAGUCUGUUGGGAGUGUGAGAAGCUUUGUACCCAAGUGUGCUCGUCCAGAGACUCCAAAAGAUAUUUUUUUGUAUCACUCAAAGAAGAGCAUGACAUUCCUGGGACCUGGAAAACAACAUAAAAAACAUGAUGUGUUGCUGAAAGCUUUGGGCAUGGACUGGGAACUUCACAGACCGUUCCUACAGAAAUCUGAGUCAUUGACCCAGUUGCUGAAGGCGUCGGAGGACCCAAAGAUGCAGAAGUACUACAGAAGCCCUGUGUCCGAGACGCUGGAUAACUACAUAGUCAAGAGCAACUUUUACAGUAACGAGUACCAGAACACCAACCACAAACUGCUAGUGGUGGAGGCCAGUGAGGCAGAGGAGACCCAGUCCAAGGGCCUGGACCACCCAGCCCACAUUUCGGAGAAGAGAGUCGGGAGUCUGUCUGUGAUACAUCUACACUUUGACGACCCACUCGUCUCUCAGAGAGCCAUGGCCAUAGCCCUGGGCAACUUGUACCACGAUGACCUGGACGUUGACCUCAGUGAUGUGGCCGGAGUCCUGGCGGCUGCCGCUGCCCUCGGGUUCAAGCAACUUAUGGAAGGAUGCGGAACAAUUAUGCUCAAGUCCAUCAACUACAGAACAGUCUGUACUUAUCAUCUUGCAGCAUCAAAGUAUCACCAGGAGCAUGUUGUUUUAGCUUGUGAGCGAUGGUUGGAACUCAAUCUAAUUCCAGAGCUUUCAAUGCAUAUUCAACUGAGGGAGAUGAGCAGUGAACUUUUACAGAAAAUUCUCAAGUCAAGCCGCCUGUUCACCUACAACGAGUACAGCGUGUACCGCAACCUGUCCUACUGGCUCUUCCUGCAGCUCAACCCACAGAUGCAGCUCAUGCCCUCACACAGCACCGUCCUGGCCUAUUUUAACAGCUUGCCAAAGACUUGCUCCUUCUUAGAGACAGAUGAUGGCCAGAUGUAUGCCCCACUGUUCUCCACUGUUAGGCUCCAUGGCAUUAUAGACACAACCAACAUUCAGGACAUGCAAAUAAUGAACAUCUUACCACAGAGCUGGAUGGUUCGUCUUCUUUCUCAGCAUUAUCAAGCUCUUCAAGAAGGAGGAGACAUGACGUCACUGAAACAGUUCAAUGUCAAUGCUAUCAGACAAGGAUUCAUUGUGGAUGAUGAACCCCAUUAUCACUCAGAGAUCCUGUCCCUUCACGGCUUCCAUUUUGAACUCAAGGCAAUCCGACAAAGCUCAGAAAAUCACACUUAUCAGUUUUAUAUGCAGAGGUUAAAGCCUGGCGAUCCCAUCCUGAGUUUCCGUCAGUGUGAGCGCCAGACUUUCUCCAUGCGCUCGGACCGCGAGGUCCAGUACAGCAUCACAGUGCAGUAUUUACACAAGGGAGAGCAUCACAUGGAGUCCACUGGAGUGCUCACCCACAAGUUUGGUCUGGGAGAGAAGACAAGCAAGAGUCAGGUCAUCUCUCUGGACAACCUGAAGAAACCGAUAUAUGUUUCCUAUGCACUACUGUUCCCUGCCUCCUAAGUAAGAAAUAGUCAUUCUGAUGAACUAGGGCUUGCUGUAGGAAAUUAUUUUUAAUUAAGGAGUGUUUCAGAUCAUCAAAAUCAUUACUUUGUGCCUUUUGUUCACAAUCCAAUGAAUAUUUAUUUAGACCAUUCGGACCACUAUGAUAUUUUCCCCUUUGAAAUUUGGAAAGAGUAGUUUUUGUUCACUGCACCAGUAUCUCUCCAUUCUUUGUUCUUUUCCUGCUGCCUUGUCUGUUAAUCCUUAACUGCUACCAGCUUUUCAGAAUGUUCAUGUAGUUUAUCCACGUUUUUCAUUUAUGAAUA
Messenger RNA from Aplysia californica (California sea hare), 2464 nucleotides. RefSeq names its product BTB/POZ domain-containing protein 16. The coding region runs from base 156 to 2159 and encodes 667 amino acids. NCBI's taxonomy places the organism in Eukaryota, Metazoa, Mollusca, Gastropoda, Aplysiida, Aplysiidae. The transcript is spliced from 19 exons. The record is from RefSeq and is a predicted model, not a curated record.